Messenger RNA from Chilo suppressalis (striped riceborer), 1315 nucleotides. Lineage: Eukaryota; Metazoa; Arthropoda; Insecta; Lepidoptera; Crambidae. The record is from the annotation of a GenBank genome assembly.
ACUGAUGGAUUAAUCAUUUUAAUAUUAUGCUACAUGGACACUCAUAACAGAUACAUGCACUACGCUACACCAGUCAUAUAGAGGGCAUAAUGGUUUAUGCACGUAUCAUUUUCGUAUACGUUUUAUUGUUGAUUUCUCGAGGCCAUGGUUCGGUGGUUGCGGACCGAACGCUGAGGCUGAAUGAUGGUAACGACAUACCGCUGGUUGCACUCGGUACGAGCCUGGGACAUCUAGCUGAUGGUACAAGGGUGUUGUCAAGUAACCAUUCGUUGGCGCGCUCAGUACAAUGGGCCCUGGAGGCCGGCUACAGGCACAUAGACACAGCCGCUCUCUACAGAGUCGAGGACGAAGUCGGCCUAGGUGUUCGGAACUUCGUUGUGGACAAUGUCGCCGAUCGGAAGGACGUGUACGUCACAACAAAACUUUGGAACGAUGCUCACGAAAGAGAUGAAGUGAUACCAGCUUUAAGAGAAUCACUGAAACAGUUGCAGAUGGAUAAUGUGGAUUUGUACCUGAUGCACUAUCCCAUGGCGUACAAGAAAGACGGAAGGAUCAGUAUUACUGACUACUUAGAAACGUGGAAGGGUAUAGAAGACGCUAAAGACAGAAAUCUCACGAGAUCCAUAGGAGUAUCAAAUUUCAACCUCACGCAAAUGCAAAGGAUUUGGGACAAUUCCCGCAUAAAGCCGGCGGUCUUACAAAUCGAGGUGAACCCGUCUAUAACUCAGGAGGAGUUAGUGGACUGGUGUCGCAAACACCGAGUUAUUGUAAUGGGAUACACUCCGUUCGGCGCUAUACUGGGUCGCAAGGAGAACGCGCCUGCUCCACACGCAGAUGACCCAGUACUGUUGCGACUUGCCUCUAAGUACAACAAGACUGUGGCGCAAAUACUUCUUAGAUACCUUAUUGAGCGACAAAUAGUGGCGAUACCGCGCUCUACAAACAAGGAACGUAUACAAGAGAACAUUAAUGUAUUUGACUUUACUCUCACACCCGCCGAAGUAGCGGAGCUGUCAGGAUUCAAUAGUAAUUAUAGACUCAGAACCCCGGCCAAAUGGUACACACACCCCCACUUCCCGUUCGAAAAGAAGAACCUUACUGACUCUCAAAUAAAGUAUAUUAUCGAACACAGUAAGGAGGAUUAACAUACCAUGACACUGGCGUGAAGUUACAGAAGAUAUAAAUUGAAAUGGAAUUUGUUUAAUCACCACCGGAACUGAAUGAGAAUAAAUACAUCUAGCAGCGUACUGUACAUUUGUGUUUAUUUAAUGCCCAGUUCAAACACUGACAAUUCAAUAAAUGACAUUGUUAAUUA